Exophiala aquamarina CBS 119918 is the source of this 1524-nucleotide messenger RNA. RefSeq lists its product as uncharacterized. The transcript has 3 exons. The record is from RefSeq and is a predicted model, not a curated record. The coding region runs from base 1 to 1524 and encodes 507 amino acids. Gene Ontology annotation, molecular function: oxidoreductase activity, acting on paired donors, with incorporation or reduction of molecular oxygen; monooxygenase activity; iron ion binding. NCBI's taxonomy places the organism in Eukaryota, Fungi, Ascomycota, Eurotiomycetes, Chaetothyriales, Herpotrichiellaceae.
AUGGCAGUAGCAACAUUCGUCGUCGGAGCGCGCCCUAUUCUGCUUGCCCUCUGUGCAAUCAUAUUCAUAGCAGCUGCUCUGAUACACCGGCUCUUCUUUGCACCACUGUCAAAAAUCCCUGGGCCCAAACUCACAGCGGUGACUCAUCUAUGGCUCAUGUACCACGAAUUCAAAGGCGACAGGACAAUUCAGAUCGAUAAUCUUCAUUCAUGCUAUGGACCGGUGGUACGAGUCUCUCCGGAUGAAGUCUCUUUCAACAAUUACGAAGGUUUAAGAGAGAUCUACGGCAUUAAGUCGACUUUCAGCAAGAGCUCAUUUUAUGACCUAUUCGUAUACUACAACGAGCGGAACACUUUCACGAGUCUGGACAAGGCAAACCACUCGGCCAAAAAGAGGCUGGUCGCAGAUCGAUACACCAAGAGCUAUGUGAUGCAGCCGUCCGUGGCUGACAAAGUACGCGAGCAUGCUUCUGCAUUCAUGAAGCAAUUAGCAAUCCAAGGACCAGUUCUCGAUGUCUACACAUGGCUACAUUAUUAUGCGCUUGACGCUAUCACGAACCAUCUCUACGGUAGCUACGGGACCCGAACCCUCUCGAACCCCGAACAUAGACCGAUUGUCUACGAUCUCUCUGGCGUCAAGCAUCGCACACGUCUGUAUAUGCUACAUUACUUCUGCUGGGUGAUGUGGCUCACAACGCAGCUCAAACUAGUUGUACGCAAGCUCAGCGGCAAAAGCACCGCGUUCCACGUCCGCGGCAGCCGCCUAAACGACUAUGGGAAAGAUAGCGUCUCGUCAUUCCGUUGCGACCAGACCACUAAAGAUACCAUAUCAACAUGUUCUAAGCUCUUUAGCCAGAUCCCUGAUAACGAGCCCGCUAUCGCCGCUGAGUGUAUGGAUCACCUAGUCGCGGGGGUUGACACAACCGGAGACGCUAUGUGCAUAUUGAUGUGGCGGAUCUCGACACCGGAGUAUACACAUGUACAAGACGCUCUCUUCGACGAGCUGUCGAGCAUUAAGGACGCCUUCAACCCUGUAACGCAGACCGCGCCGAUCAACGCGCUCGAUAAACUACCAUACCUUGAUGCCGUGAUCCACGAGGCAAUGCGCUGGCGCCCUCCAGUACCCAUGACACUGUUCCGCAUCGUGCCUCCCACUGGCGCCGUGAUCUCGGGCUACGCCAUCCCGCCCAGUACCACGGUCGGAUGCCAGGCGUACAGCCUGCACCGGGUGGAAGAAGUUUUCCCUAACCCCCAUGUCUUCGACCCGGCGCGGUGGAUGACUGACGACACAACGCAGCUUGCGGCCAUGCGCACGCACUUCUGGCCCUUCAGCUCUGGCGGCCGUAUGUGCUUGGGACAUAAUCUUGCCAUGGUCGAGAUGAAGCUCAUCGUCGCUGCCGUGUACAUGCACUACACGACGCGAGCAACGGCAGAGGCCACCGAGGAGAGCAUGCGCAUGGACGAUCAAUUGACAAGUGGAGUACCGUAUGCGCUGAGCUGUCCCUUGGAAUUCAUUGCGCGGUAA